Messenger RNA from Aspergillus nidulans FGSC A4, 1527 nucleotides. Its product is annotated as putative mannan endo-1,6-alpha-mannosidase dfgB. NCBI's taxonomy places the organism in Eukaryota, Fungi, Ascomycota, Eurotiomycetes, Eurotiales, Aspergillaceae. The record is from RefSeq and is a predicted model, not a curated record. Bases 1 to 1359 code for a protein of 452 amino acids. The transcript has 4 exons. Gene Ontology annotation, cellular component: endomembrane system. Gene Ontology annotation, biological process: carbohydrate catabolic process; carbohydrate metabolic process. Gene Ontology annotation, molecular function: mannan endo-1,6-alpha-mannosidase activity.
AUGCGUCUAGCUAUCCUGGGGGCCCUGCUGGCCUCGCUCGGUCGCAUUUCUGCCCUCGAAAUCCAGCUCAAUGAUCCUCAAUCCAUCAAAGACGCCGCUUCGAAAACCGCCUAUGGAUCGCUGUUAUGGUAUUCAGGGAACGAGACCGGUGGGAAUCCCGGUGCAUUCCCGGAGAAAUGGUGGGAAGGCAGUGCUUUGUUUAUGAGUUUGAUGCUCUAUUGGUACUACACGGGCGACUCGCAGUACAAUAGCCUGAUCACUCAGGGGAUGCAACACCAGGCGGGGAACGGCGACUAUCUACCAUCCAACUACAGCAGUUACUUAGGUUACGAUGAUCAGUUCUUCUGGGGCGCCACCGCCAUGCUCGCCGCCGAAAUCGGGUUUCCCGAAGACGAUGUGGAAUACUCGUGGUUAUCGCUUGCGCAGGGUGUGUACAAUACACAGAUUAGAGCUUGGGACACGUCAAAUUGCGGUGGUGGUCUGCGAUGGCAGAUGUUUCCCUACCAGGCUGGUUAUGCCAUGAAGAACUCCAUUUCCAAUGCCGGUCUCUUCCAGCUCGCUGCGCGUCUUGCCCGGUAUACAAACAACGACACAUACGCGGAAAAAGCUCAGAUGGUCUGGGACUGGGUUGUUUCCUCGCCGUUAGUGAACAACAAGACGUGGAACGUGGCCGAUUCGACCGAUAUCAACGACGGCUGUACUUCGCAGGGAAAUAACCAGUGGUCCUACAAUUAUGGCGCAUUCCUCAUGGGCGCCGCCUACAUGUAUAACUAUACUGAGAAAGCUGAAUGGAAAACAGUUGUCGACGGUCUACUUGGCAAACUCCUGGACGAAUUCUUUCCUGAACAGUACGGCGGCGGUAAAAUCUUCUCUGAAUAUCUAUGCGAACCCAAAGCGCUCUGCAAUUACAACGAAAUUCUUUUCAAAGGCAUAGUCUCGACAUGGAUCACAUUCGUUGGCUUGAUUGUCCCGGAAACUUACGAUCGUAUUUUCGCCAAACUCCAAACGUCCGCUCAAGCGGCGGCCCUCUCCUGCAGCGGAGCUGGCAACAACACGUGUGGCAUCAAAUGGUACAAGUCAAGCUGGGACGGUUCAAUCGGUAUGGAGCAACAGAUUAUUGCGACUGAUGUCCUCUCGUCUGUCCUUGUUUCGGAAAAGUCAAACCCUCCUCUCACCACCAAGACCGGUGGAAACAGUACAAGCGACCCAAAUGCCGGUACAAGUGAUAGCAAGCAUAAUACAGGCGAGGCGAAACCUAUUACCACUGGUGAUCGCGCGGGCGCUGGCAUUCUGACGGUGGUUUUUGUUGGGCUCUGGGGUGCUAUGAUUGCGUGGAUGGUCCUGGGCGAGGGACUGUAGCGGUCUUUUGCCUUUCUUGUUUGUUUCAGCCUGCCUGCACGGCUUUCUUGUAUAUUCAGUAAUCAUUCGGAAGGAGUAUUAUGGAUCUGUGAAUACGUAUUUGUCUGGAGAAUUGAUAUAGGGUUAGCUACUGCAAAUUACUUUUUUCGGCAUUAUAUGCCCUGGCGU